AAUUCGCAUAAUUUCUUACAAGAACUUUUAAGUGUUUUUUGAGCAUUUCUUGUUUAUUGAGGCCUGUCUUAAGUGUGUAGUUAAAGCUGCAAUCAAAGUGACACAUUUAAGUCGUUAUAUACAAAUCCCGUUACACAUAUGCAGUUUAAAGGAUAACUGAAAAUCUUAGAGUAAGGCGUAAGCUAGAAGUGCCGUUACAAGUUCCGUUACAAACUAUUUGGUGUGUAUUGAUAAUUGCAAGCAACGCAUUAUUAACAUAUAAACAUACAUACAUAAUACAAUCAUUCGCUGAAGUUCAAAAUCAUAAAAAAUGCACUUCUAGUGAGAACUUUAAAAACAUUUAGCUUUUGUUUGUCGAUUUUCUGCCAGAGAAUUCCUUUAUGUACAUAGCUUCACUUGAUUAAGCAGCACUUCACUUGAUUAAAGGUGCAAACAAAGUGACCUUUUUAAGGCGUAAUAUUAAAAUAUCGAUACAAAUUAAUUGUUAAAACCCGAAGUAGUAUAUAUGUAUAACUGUUAAUGUUUCCAAAAAGGAACGGAAACUUUCCCGUCGACAAGCGUCACUUCCAGGUCGACUCUCGCGCGCUUUUUGAGGUUCUCUUGCCGAUUAGAAGCGGCUCGGUUUGCUCUCCCCCUUUUCCGAAUUCCUUCGCCUGCACCAGUUGUUGUUGCUGCUCUGGCUAGCGUCUCCUCUCUUUGCCCCACUCGCCCCCCUUCUCUUGUAAACGCACACGCACUCCCGCACGCACACUAACACACGCGAACGAGAGUGCAAGUUUUCGAAUAGGAAUUUGUGUGUAAUGUUUUUUUGUGUCAUAAAUCGAACAGCCGUCGAACCAGCCGGCAAAACAGCCGUCAACUGGGCAGCCAAGGGAGCAGCCAAAGGAGCAGCUAAAGGAGCCGCCAAAGGAGCCGCCAGAGAAGCCGCCAAAGGAGUCGCCGGAGGAGCCGUCAAAGGAGUCGCCAGAGGAGCCGUCAAAGGAGUCGCCAGAGGAGCCGCCAAAGGAGCAGCCUAAGGAGCAGCGUAAGGAGCAUCCAAAAAAGUCGCCAGAGGAGACGGCAAAGGAGCAGCCUAAGGAGCAGUCUAAAGAGCAGCCUAAGGAGCACCCUAAAGAGCAGCCUAAAGAGCAGCCUAAAGAGCAGCCUAAAGAGCAGCCUAAGGAGCAGCCUAUAGAGCAGUCUAAGAAGCAGCCAAAGGAGGGACCAAAGGAGCCGUCAAAGGAGCCUUCCAAGGAUUCUUCCUGGUGGCCUUCCAAGUGGCCAUUCAAGAAGACUUCAAAGGAACCUGCAAAGAAACCUCCAAAAGAGCCUUCAAAGGAACCCUCAAAGGAACCUUCAAAGGAACCCUCAAAGGAACCUUCAAAGGAACCUUCUAAGAAACCUUCAAAGGAACCUUCAAAGGAACCUUCAAAGAAACCUUCAAAGGAACCUUCAAAGGAACCCUCAAAGGAACCUUCAAAGGAACCUUCAAAGGAACCUUCAAAGGAACCUUCAAAGAAACCUUCAAAGGAACCUUCAAAGGAACCUUCCAAGAUGAAUCACCUGCGGGUGCACAAAGUCAAGCUGGGCGGCAAAGAUACUGCCGCCACGGCCGAUUUACCUCAAGCGGAUAAUGCCAACAAUAAUAACAAUGUCGGAAACAACAACAAUCCCAGUGGCGGAGCCAAGGGAUUUCUGAACAGGAUCAAGCGUUACUCGGGGCUGGGAAACAAGCUGGGGCGACGCAAUCUCGGCAGUAUGAACCUGAAUCCGAAUCCAUCGAAUAAUACCGGCGAUAAUGCUGUUUCGCCUAGGAAAAUCCAUACCGGUAGUUAUGACAUGACCGGCACUCAUUCAGAGGAUCAUCGCCUGGAGAUCGGAGCUCCGAUCUUGAUAUCCACCACCACUCUCGAUACGGAUCGUUUUGAUGUCACGGAGGCGAGACUCAAGCAGAUUGGCGGUGGCAUCGCCCUAAACUCCAAUGUUGUGAGGACCCUGACGCCCAGGAGUUCGGAUGAGGAUGAGUUUGUGGACGCCAGGAGCAGUCCGCAGGAAAUGCAGAGGGAUGACUGCCAGGACGCAGAGGAAAAGGCCAUCCGGGAGAAUCCCAAAUAUCCCGACGAUCCUAUGGUUACCAAGAACGCCGAGGAUCCAGAGUAUCCCAACGAUUCUGAGAAACCACACCAGGUGGAGAAGAAAGAUCUCAAGAAUGUAGACGAGGAUCUGGAGGAGCCGGAGCUAUUUGAGACCCCAAAACAUCAGGCUGAGGAACAGAAACCCAAAGAGGUUCUCCUGGUUUCCCAAGAGGUGAAGCGCCCUAAGACCCCAGUACCCGCUGUCUUGCAAGUUCCAAUGCGACGACCACGUGGCCGUCAGCAAAAGCAAUGGCAGUCGGUGCAGAAUCUGCAUCGCAGCGAACUGAUGGUCUACAUGCAGAAGUCCAACUCGGUGGCGUUGGACAUGAAUGUUACGGCCCCGGCCCACCUGGGGGUGGUGGACAUGAAUCUGCCCCAGUUGCCGGAGCUCUAUGGGGCCAGCGUACUCAGUCUGGCGGCCAGUGAUAACAAGGAGAAUCAGCUGGCGGUGAAGCCAUCCGCAGAGCGGUCACCCAUACCGAAUGGGGGCUUUCUGGCCCAACAGCCGCAUUUCAAGAGCCUGGACUCGUUCCAGCUAAACUCCCACUCUCAGCUGAGUUCCCGCCACAGCUCCCGCCAGGGAUCCCAUCCGAGUUUGGCCUGCAGCAGCAGCAAUGGGGAGUACGACUUCGACCUGAAGUCAGUUAGCUACCAGAGUCUGAACCCCCAGAACUUAUUCGUGUCCAUUGACGAGCUGCAGGAGCUGACCCGGCAGAUCAACGAAACGGAGGAGUUUGGCAAGGAGAUCGAUCUGGAGUACUGCACCCACCGGGAUCAAUUGAAACCGAGCGAGCGCAGGAUCACCCUGCUGAAGAACAAGAAUCAGUCGCUGAUAAAUUUCAAUCACAACAAGGAAAAGCUGCGCAAGGGCUGGCACGGCAUGAAGCACUGGCUGGGCGAGGAGGGAACCAAGAUCAAGGAGGUAGUGCGUCAGCAGACGCCCCUCAAGCGUCUGGCCCAGUCGCGGAGCAAUCUGAACCAGUCGACGGCGGACGCCAGUCGUACGUCCAUGUCGCCCGAGCGAAGUCGCCGCGAAGUGACCGAGAGCUGCGAGGAUGUCACCGAACGCACCGAAAUGGAGUCGUCCGUGUCGCACCGAAACAGUGAGGAGGAUCUGUCGCCGAAUGCCAAGCGGUUCAAGGAUGAGGGACAGAACGGCUUCGAGGAACUCCGGCGAUAUGUGAAGCAGGGAGGCGACUUCUCCAAGGAGCUCAUUUUCGUCCUGCAAGAGAGAGCCGACUCGGAGCUGAUCUAUUCCAAGUCGCUGUCGAAGCUGGCCAGCAAGCUGAACAAGGCCGGCCGGGAGAUCCCCGGGAGCGUGGCCGACGCCUGGCGCGGCGUGGCUACGGAGAUGGAGAGCCGCAGCGACAUCCAUCGCCAGCUGGCUGCUUCGCUCACGGAUGAGCUGGUCAAGCCGCUCAAGAGCGUCGUCGAAGGGCACCACAAGGCGCGCAAAGCGGUGGAGAGCAAUGUAGACAAGGCGGCCCGUGUCCUGGGCGAAUGGCGGGCCAGCGAGGCCAAGGCCAAGAAGGCCUCCCACACGGCGGCGCGCGAGAACGAGAAGCUGCAGGACGCAAUGCUGGACGUGCGCAUCCAGAAGUCCCCAUCGAUCGCCCUGCUCCACCAGGGACCCAACAAGCAGGCCGCCGAGAAGGAGCUCAAGUCGGCGGAGAAGGAUUGCGUCAAGCUGGACAACAAGCGCAAGAAGGCCGAGGAGGCUGUGAAGCGGGCGGAUGUCGAAUACUACACCCUGUGCGUGCGGGCGGAGCGUGCCCGUGUGGACUGGGAGAUGGCCGUGCUCCGGGGAAGCGCCCAAUUGCAGAGCAGCGAGCAGCAGAGGCUGGGCAACAUGCACAACUUUGCCCAGCAGUACGCCCGUCUCAUCUCGGACAUGAAUCCGAUCCUGGGGGGACUGAACACCCGCCUGCAGCCGCAGCUGGAGGCCUGCAAUGUGGCCAAGGACAUGCAGGUGGUGCGCCACAUUCGCCGCAACUCGGAGGGACCCAGUGAGCAACUGCUCCCGGACUUUUACUGCGAGCACACCACGCUGGCCAUGAACCGUGAGCGACGCAAGCACGCCCUGAUCAAGCUGCUCCAGCUGGUCAAGACGGAUCUGGAGCGCGAGCGCAGAUCUCGCGAUGGAUUGAGGGGCCUCUCGCAAUCGCUCAACCACCAGGACCAUCAGAACAUUACCGACAAACUCUAUCACAUCCGCUCCAUGCUGACCUACUUGGAGGGCGCCCGACUCAAGCUGCACUCUGCCCUUUUGGAGCUGGACCACAAGCCCAGGACCACGCACCCACUGGCCCAGCACAUUCAGAUCACCCGUGACCGCACUGGACUGCAGCAGAGCAUCCUGAAGGUACCCAACUGGCUUAAGAACAACGACAAGUCGCAGACGCAGCAAUCGACCAGCAUGCUGGCGAGCGAUGUCACCGAUAUAACCGCUAACCACGAGGAUGAGCUCCCCGAGGAGCACUGCUCCCACCUGCACAGCAGCAGCAAUAGCAACAACAACAGCAACGGCUCCUGCACGGACAUAAGCUCGGUGGUGAAGCAGUUCAACCGAAGCAAGAGCAACAUUGAGACCAACUACACCAGCCAACCAAAGAUAAUCUCGACCACAAAUGCCGCGGUGGCCGCCUCCGUUAAGUCCAAAACUCUGGCCAAUCUCCAGGAUGGCCAUCAUAAUAAUCACCAUCACCAUCACAACGAUCGGGGCCAGGCGGACGGUGGAUCCAAUCAGCAGGACUCUGAUUUCGAUGAGUUCAGCUCGCAGGACGAGGAUGAGGAGCCGGAGAAGCCACCGCAGCUGCAGAAUGGAGCCAUCAAGGCGCAAAUGCAGACGCAGCAUUUCUAUCAGAAUGCGCAGGAUCUGCAGAAGGACGGAUCCGGUCCGAUAUUGGGGCGCUGCAAGGCCCUGUAUAGCUACACCCCGAAGCUCUACGACGAGCUGGAACUGAGUCCCGGCGACAUCAUCGAGGUGCAUGCCAAGCAGGACGACGGCUGGUGGCUGGGCGCCCUGCGCAACCACGUCGGCAUCUUCCCGGCCACCUAUGUGGAGGAGUGCGCCUAGACAGGAUGGCCAUCCCAGGAUCCCUCCAUAGCUAUACAUACAUAUAAGAGCGAAUGAGUGUGUGCGACUGCCAAAAGAGAAGAGUGUGUGUGUUGUGGAGCGAUUUGUUUGACCUAAAACCAUUGGAGGAGCAAGUAAUCCCAAGAGCCAAGGCUACUGUUCGUAUAUCGGGCGUAACUUCGAAACUGACACCAUUUUGUAACAUCAUUUUGUAUAAUCUUAUAACAAAAAUCACUUUGUAUUCAACCCGCAAGAAACAAGAAGGAAGCACUUGCUUGCGUAUAUUUUCUCUAUAAGAAGGCUGUCAUAUUGGCACAUGUUUUUUUCAAAAAACUAUUUUCUUGAAACGAAAAUGAUUAAUUUUUGUUAAAACAUUUUCUUUUGUAAAAAAUUUAAAAAUUUUUCUCAACCUAACUUUGAACUUCUGUAGCCAUUCGGAAGGCGAACAGCGAUCAUACGUUUUUGCAUUGUAAUUUUCUUGGUAGGCAAGUAAGAUAAACAAGUUGAUCAAACGAAAUUCUAAGAAACAGAACUUUCGAAAUUGACAUUUUGCCUUGGAGUAAAUACUUCUUGAUUUCUUAAAGAUUACCCCAUCACGAGUACCUUUUAGUUUGUCGCAAUAGAAUAUUUUUUAAUUUGAUAACCGUCCAAAUUAAGCCUAUCAUUUUAUUAUUUGUUUUCUUAUAAUGAUUAUGUUUACCUAUGUUUUUGUCUCAAACAAAUCGAUCUACCUUAGUCUUACACAGUUAGUAGACCUGAUCUUGACAAGACGCUGACCCCAGGACAGGCCUUUGCAUUAAGCAUACUAUGUAAUCUACGAGUAACGAUUAACUUAUAUACUUUUUUUUAUUUUUUUUAAUUACCAAAUACAUAUACUUUAUAUUUAGCCUCCAGCUGAGUCAUUUACCAUUUAUUGAUCCUGCACAUUGUCUGUAGCGCUGGUCCUCAUAAAUAAAACAAAAUCGUGUUAUUUCAUUACCAUCAAGUUGUAUUGCAUAUACACAAUGGAACGACAUAUAUAUAUGUAUCAAUAUAUAUUAUUAUAUUCAACAUGCGAAAUCACAAAUGUUUUUUUUUCUCGUUUAUAAUUACAUUUAAUAAAUUAAAAGUAUACAUAUAUAUAUUGUAAAAUAUUAAAAACAAAAAAAUUAAAUAUGCAUAUUUUGUAUAAAUA
Molecule: messenger RNA, 6364 nt
Organism: Drosophila biarmipes
Lineage: Eukaryota; Metazoa; Arthropoda; Insecta; Diptera; Drosophilidae
Gene: Nost
Product: nostrin
Exons: 6
Coding region: 1534-5190 (1218 amino acids)
Cellular component (GO): cytoplasm; plasma membrane
Molecular function (GO): protein binding
Source: RefSeq, a predicted model, not a curated record